Molecule: messenger RNA, 2887 nt
Organism: Chinchilla lanigera (long-tailed chinchilla)
Lineage: Eukaryota; Metazoa; Chordata; Mammalia; Rodentia; Chinchillidae
Gene: Znf215
Product: zinc finger protein 215
Exons: 6
Coding region: 231-1862 (543 amino acids)
Biological process (GO): negative regulation of transcription by RNA polymerase II
Molecular function (GO): DNA-binding transcription repressor activity, RNA polymerase II-specific
Source: RefSeq, a predicted model, not a curated record
GCGCGAAGGUGCGCCACGGCAAUGUGUGAACGGCGGGCUGUUUAAAGUCUCUCAGGAUGCUGAAUAUUGGUUUUGUGGAAGCUUCUGGAACUCUUCUCCUUAGUAUGAUAUAACCUGAUUCAGAGCGUACUGCAUAUAGUAAAGGGAUGCUUAGUUCAAGCUUGAGAAGUACUGAAAUCCUCUAGUAGGGCAGAUUUGGACUACAGUGAGCAUUUAUUUGGCUUAGGAAAAUGGAGGCUCCGAACAAGUUCGUCGCUGUCUCAGAACCUCAAAACCUGGCUCUGUGUGAACAAAGUGAGGUCUUGAAAGCAGAUGUGUCUUGGCAGCAGGAGAUCCCCCCUGUCAUAGGGUCAUAUGACUCCGAGGUAUCUCGCCAGAAGUUCAGACAUUUCCAGUAUUUGAAAGUGUCUGGGCCCCAGGAAGCACUGGACCAACUCUGGGAGCUCUGUCUUCGGUGGCUGAGACCAGAAAUCCACACAAAGGAGCAGAUUUUGGAACUCUUGGUGCUAGAACAGUUCCUGGCAAUCCUCCCUGAAGAAGUCAGGACUUGGGUACAUUUACAUCAUCCCAAGAACAGCAAAGAUGUGGUGACCUUCAUAGAGGAUGCCACGGAAAUGCUGAAAGACAAGGGUGUACCUUUCAGAGACGCUGCCCCUCAGAAGAGCCACACCGAGGAGGAGAACGUGGAAGCUGACUCACUAACAGACAAGCCCCAAGAACCAGUAACAUUCAGAGAUGUGGCUGUGGAAUUCAGCGAGGAAGAGUGGGGGCAACUGGACUCUGCUGAGAAGAACUUGUACAAGGACGUGAUGCUGGAGAAUUACAGGAACCUGAACUCUUUGCAUAAAGUAGAGAACCCCAACUUGGAGAACAAGGAAAAAAGAUGGGUAAUAGAAGGAGAAAUCCCAAGAAGGACCAUUUUGGAGACUAUUUCAGAAGACCAAAAUUCACUUCUAAAGCAGAAUGUUUCUGCAGAAGAAUCAUUGCAUGGAAAAAUUAUGACAAGCCCUGCCAAAAAUGUACAUGCUUCCUUACACAAAUGGAGAGGUGAGGAUCAGCUUCAUAGGAACCAGGAAAAGCAGGAAGUAAAUUUUCCACAAGAAGCUUCCAUUCAUAUGACAGUCUACAGUGAGGAAGGAGAUUCUGAAUAUAAUGACAAUAAGAAAAGCUUUAUGUCAGUUAACUCUAUUUGGGAUAUACAACAGGAAACUCCUGCAGAAACAAGGUCUCCAAACAGCCAUAAGUUUAAAACUAACUUCACGUUUAAUUCAGACUCUGUGGACGAGCCACAUUCAGAAUAUAACGAAUGUGGAAAUGCUUUGAGCAUUAAUACACAUAUUAUUCAGCCCAACAAAAGGCAUAUUACAGUGAAUUCCUAUGCAUGUUAUCAAUGUGGAAAAACCUUUAGCCGAAGUUCAUCACUCAUUAGACAUCAGAUCAUUCACACUGGAGAGAAGCCCUACAGAUGCAGUGAAUGUGGGAGAUUCUUUAACCGAUACACAAACCUAACAAAACAUCAAAAAAUUCAUACUCAGGAAAAGGCCUCUGAAGGUAGUAACUGUGGAAUAACCUUCUGUAAGAGUGAAGACAGUCAUAAAAACCCAAGACUCCAUUCUGGACAUAAUUUCUAUGAAUGUGUCGAUUGUGGAAAAUCAUUCAACCGUAGUUCCUCCCUGAUACGACAUCAAAUGAUUCAUACAGGAGAGAGACCAUUCAAUUGUAAGGACUGUAAGAAAGCUUUCAACCGACGUUCAAACCUUAUUAAACAUCAAAAACUUCAUACUCAAGUAAAAACUGAAAAGGAAGAAAUAACUGAAUUACCUUUAAUAGGUGCAGGACUCACUCAACAUCAUGGAUAUUAGAGAGAAUCCCAUAAAUAUAAUAAAUAUAAUAAAGCAUUGUCAAAAUUAUUCCUUAAGUGAUGUGACAGAAUACUAGAAAGAAAUCUGUUUGAGAGAGCUUUUCUUUUUUUUUGAGAGAGAAAGCUUUUCUAGACUCCCAAAUGAAGCUAUAAGGGUUUAUACUUUUAACAUACUAUCACUAUACAAAUCUUUGUCUAUCAUUUUGAUAUGUUACCCGCACCUUUCUCUGGUUCAUAAAUAGGACUGAUUCUUGCAUUCACCUGACUUAGUGAUGAAAUAGAUAUUAGAGAGCAGCCAAGAAACAUGCUUUGAGUUGAUAUUUAAUGAACUGUUGGUCCUUAUGAGAAGGCCGCAAUAAAAAAGAAGCUUAUGACAAGUAUAAUAUAGAGGAACACUGUUAAGGACUGAAAUCUCUGAAUUAAUGGCAAAGUCUUCAGUGACUGCCAGUUAUUCCCAUUCAUUCCACCCCAAAGAUAUCUUUACCAAAUUGGGGGAGUUUUCAAUUGCAAUGGGAAAUUCAGUUGUUCACUUUUAUGUAUUCUUGAAAUCUGCAUUUUUAAAAAGUACUUUUUGAGAUCCAGGCUGGAGAGACAGCUAUAGCCUGAGGUGAGAUCUGUAUUUAUCCCAGAUUCUAUGAUAUUAAUAAAGUAUCCUAACACUCUGUACCAAAACUGUGCCUGCUGUAAGCUAUUUCAGAUCCCAAAUGGUUCUUUGAGCCAAGUGGUAUGUCGUAAUCUACCUCCCAAGAAGUUCACAAUGGAGAAAUUCUCAGUGAAUGAUGAUGGUGGCUUCUCAUCAGAGUUCAGGCCUCGAAAAGCAGGAAAGGUGGACUAGAGGGGAACCUCUAUGAUAAAUUGAUAAAUGUCAAAAGUUGUAUUUCUUUGUUCAUUCUUUACAUAAAAACACAAGCUAUAUUAAAAACUCAAUACAGGAAGUUGGUAUGGAAAUUUAUGUAUAAGCAAUGCAGAUUUUUGGAGGAGCCCAACAAGAGGAAGACAACUAAAUAUUCAAUUCAGAAACUUACU